Anolis carolinensis (green anole) is the source of this 3156-nucleotide messenger RNA. RefSeq names its product kyphoscoliosis peptidase. Gene Ontology annotation, biological process: neuromuscular junction development; muscle organ development. The record is from RefSeq and is a predicted model, not a curated record. The transcript has 10 exons. NCBI's taxonomy places the organism in Eukaryota, Metazoa, Chordata, Lepidosauria, Squamata, Anolidae. Bases 297 to 1010 code for a protein of 237 amino acids. Gene Ontology annotation, cellular component: cytoplasm.
AGUAAGCCAGGUUUCCCACUUUCUGUUUCUGUUUUGUGUGGCUUUCUUCUCCUGAUAAGGAGACCUAAGAACCCUGCCCUUUAGUCCCCUCACUUGGCAAAACAAAAUAAAUAAGAAGUCACCUUCCAGAAGUUCCAUUUCCAAUUAUUCAGAACAUCUGCGGAGAAAACACCUGUGUGGUGGCACGUCUCCUUCCCUACCACAACUCUGCCAGCUUUUAGAACCAGGAGCUCAGCUAGAAACAGUUGCAAUAGAGACUAAGUUACAUUUGCAGAGCAGCCACAUAGAUUAUAACAAUGUUCAAAUACCUUUUUGACACAUUGAUCUAUGAAACACAAACAAAUUCACAAAAGCUUUCCAAGAUGUUGGAAAAACCGGACCAAAAUUAUCAGGGGGAACGAUGCUGUCCUGGUGAGAUUGUUUAUCCAUGUUAUAAACCUAAUAAGAAAUCAAUACCAAUAAACUUGAAUCAAUUCAAGGAACUGGACACUUAUGCUUCAAAAGAGGUAAAUGUCAGAGACAGUGUGGAAAAUCUGGUGAAAGUCUUGGUCCAAAAAGCCCCCACCGAUCUGAAGAAAGUCAGAGCCAUUUGGAUGUGGAUUUGCCAUCAUAUUGAAUAUGAUGUGGAAUGGCUCCGUGGUAAUACCAAGACAUCUCUUGACCCAGAGGGUAUUCUUAAGUCAGGAAAGACUAUCUGUGCUGGAUAUGCUAAACUUUUUGAAACAAUGUGCUGUAUUGCAGGGAUACGCUGCGAAAGGCUGACAGGGAUUGCCAAAGGGAAAGGAUCCGGCUUUAAGAAUGAUAAGAGACAUGCCUGGAAUGCUGUUUACCUUGAUGGAAAGUGGCACCUUUUGGACUGCACGUGGGGAAGUGGCUAUGUGAACGGUGACAAGUUCACUUUCCGUCACAAGGAGUUUUACUUUCUUACCCAACCUGAUCUGUUUGCUGAGAAUCAUAGUCCAGAUGAUCCCAAGUGGCAGCUUCUAGACCCGGCCCCUGCAACAAUUUGAAGAUGUGAAGGAAUGACCCUAAGACAUCUUCUGCGUCUUUUAGAUAUGACUAGGUGAUUCAACCAAGAUCCUGUCCGUCACCUUUAUACUUACCAUGAAGUCGCUUUUGUUUUAUUAUUCAUCAAUUUAUACAUUUUUAUAAUUGCCCUCUACUAGAUUGUUUUAUUUUAACACACAUAUUUGAAAUAUUGCCAAUUAAUACAGAGUUUCUCAUAUUCAUACAGCUUUUGGUAAGGGAAGAAAUUUGGUGAGGAUGUAAUCUUAGGGAUAAUAGGCACUAAUAUUAAGAUAAAUUCUUCUUUAGUCUUGUGACUACCUCUAUUAAAUUGGUUCUGUAUAGUACUGUAUAUUCUUGUGCAUACAUUAACCUCAAGUAUAAGUAGAAUGCAUCACUGAUAUGUAUGACCUCUGUGGAGAGGCGAAAGCUCCAGCACUGUGCCAAGGAGCCAGCCACUCCUGACCAUUGCUACCACCAUUUUCCUACCCAGGCAAUCAGAUCAGAUAGAAAAGGUGCCAAGGCAGAGGGAGAAGAGGGAAUGGACCAAGCUCUCACUUUUUGCCAUAAUAAUAAAAUAAGAGGGUGGUUCCCUUUUGAAUUUAAGUUAAGGUCCAAUACCUUAAAUUGGCCCAGGUUUUUGGACUGAUUUUUUAACUACAAUUUCAAGAUGUAUACAUGAGAAUAUACCAUAUAUAAUGCUCUUGUCCUUCUAAACUUCUAAUUCACAGGAGCAUACUGUUAGUUGUGAAUAAAAUGAUUGCUAAGGUUUUUUUUGUGGUAUAGGAAUCCUAUGUGACCAAAUGCAUGAGUUAUCAACUGUCCUGCUUAAGUCUUACAACUUGGGGUUUCAUUAAACCAAUCCACCUGAAAUGCCAUCUUCCUCUUUUCCUACUGUCUCUUCUUCACUAAGUAUUAUAGUAUUUUCCAAUGAGUUUCGUGAUUCCCAGCUUUCCCUGAUUUGUGCUUCUCACAUUCUUUUCGCCUUGAGGUAAUAGCCACAGUGCUUACUCAUACUUGCCCUCUGCACUUUCCCAAUAGCUGGUUGAGGGCCUUCUGACCUGGGAAUUUCAUCCUCUGACAUGAUCUCUGGUUUCAUUUUUGAUUAGCUAAUCACAGAGUUAAAAGCAUUCAGGAAUUAUUUACUUGUGCCUUUGGUGGGAACAAGGGAGAGGAUCCUUUUGGUAGUUGCUCUCAGACUGUUGAACUCCCUCCCUAGAGAUACCAGCAUGGCUCCCUGCUUGUUUUUUGCAGGCAGGUGAAAACAUACCUCUGCCAUUGGGUGUUCAUAGAAUGAUGAGAGGAGGGUUGCUAGGGAUGUUGUGAGUGGGAUUUGGGGUAGGCUGUGUAGUUUUAUGUGUAGCUUUAAAUGUAUCGUAUAUACUCGUAUAUAAGAUGACUCGAAUAUAAGCCAAGGCACCCAGUUUUACCACAAAAAAACCUGGGAAACAUUGACUCCAGUAUAAGCUGAGAGCAGUAUAUUUCAGAAAUAAAAAUAGAUACCAAUAAAAUUACAUUGAGGCGUCAGUAGUUUAAAUGUUUUUGAAUACUUACAUAAAGCUCAGAUUUAAGAUAAGACUGUCCAACUCUGACCAAAUCAUUAUUCUCAUCUUCUUCAAUGUAAAUGUGCUUAUGUAUACUUUUAAUAAUAAUAGAGUAAAAUAAUACAUGUAAUAAUAAUAAUAAUGGGAAAAAUACAUGUAAUAAUAAAUAGAGUAAAAUAAUAAAUACAAUAAUAAUAAUAAUAUCAGAGUGAAAUAAUAAAUGUAUUCAUAAUAAUAAUAAAAAUAGAGUAAAAUAAAUGUAAUAGCAGCAACAACAAUAGAGAAAAAUAAAUGUAAUGAUACCAAUAAUAAUAGAGAAAAAUAAUAAAUGUACCAUAUAUUCUCAAGUAUAAGCGGACCCAAAUAUAAGCCAACGAGGACCCUCACCCGAGUAUAAGCCAAGGGGGGCUUUUUCAGUCUGAAAAAAAGGGCUGAAAAACUAGGCUUAUAUUCGAGUAUAUAGAGUAUUUUUUGUUUCAUGACACAAAGGAUUUGUUUUUAAAUUUCAUAUUUUAAUGCAUUUGUGUUGUUUUGAUCAUAUUGUGCUAUUUUUGUUGUUAGCUGCCUUGAGUCCCAAACAAUAAAAAUAAAGUAAAUAUCAAAUAAA